Pieris macdunnoughi is the source of this 990-nucleotide messenger RNA. NCBI's taxonomy places the organism in Eukaryota, Metazoa, Arthropoda, Insecta, Lepidoptera, Pieridae. The record is from the annotation of a GenBank genome assembly.
AUGAGAAGAAAACGCUAUUACCAGUUGUGUGUGUGUUCAUGUGUAUUAAUAUACAUUUACUACUUCUUUGGUGUUAGUGACUAUAUAUUUAGCAGAAGCUAUGUAAACAAUUUUGAUUAUCCACUUAAUGUUGACGUCCAACCAAUAGUAGAGAAAAUCUUAUCUGGUAAAAAGCCCAGUGUUAAACCUAUUAACUACUAUCCAUACAGGUUUUUGACUAAUUCAGGAAAAUGUUCUACAUUAGACCGCUUAGAUCUUUUUAUUAUCGUUAAGUCGGCCAUGAAUCACUUUGAACAAAGAUCUGCAAUACGUCAAACAUUUGGCAGAGAAGGAAUUCUACCUGGAAAAGAGAUCAAAACCCUUUUCUUCCUUGGUGUAGGUGAAUCACCAAAGUCAAUGACUCAACAUCAGAUAGAUGAAGAAAUGGCUAAAUACAAAGAUAUAAUACAAAUAGAUUUUCUUGACACAUAUUUCAAUAAUACUAUAAAAACUAUGAUGGCAUUCAGAUGGUUGUAUGAGCACUGUUCUACUUCUGAUUACUAUCUCUUUACAGAUGAUGAUAUGUAUAUCUCUGUGAAGAAUUUAUUAGAUUAUGUCCACAGUGAGUCAGAGGGAGAUAGACAGUUGUUUGCUGGUUAUGUUUUUAAAUCGGCACCUCAGCGUUACCAUUCAAGUAAAUGGAGAGUUUCUCUAGAUGAAUACCCAUGGGACAGAUGGCCACCUUAUGUGACUGCUGGGGCUUUUGUGGUCACAAAUAAGUCAAUGAAGUACUUAUAUGCUGGUAGUUUAUAUGUCAAGCAUUUUCGGUUUGAUGACAUUUAUUUGGCGAUAGUAGCUAAGAAAGUUGGGAUAAAACCAGUACAUUGCCCGCAGUUCCAUUUUUAUAAGAAGACAUACACAAGAGAUGGAUAUAAAAAUGUGAUUGCAUCUCAUGGAUAUAAUAAUAAGAAUGAGUUGCUUAAAGUGUGGAAUGAGCAAAAUACACAUUGA